Messenger RNA from Myxocyprinus asiaticus (Chinese sucker), 1227 nucleotides. RefSeq names its product transcription initiation factor IIA subunit 1-like. Bases 197 to 421 code for a protein of 74 amino acids. The transcript is spliced from 4 exons. Lineage: Eukaryota; Metazoa; Chordata; Actinopteri; Cypriniformes; Catostomidae. The record is from RefSeq and is a predicted model, not a curated record.
AAUGUAUGUGUCCUCUGUCGAUUAAACUCUUGUUCCAGUCUUUUUGUUCUUCCAGAGUGCAGCAGCCACAGCAGCAACUUUGGAAUUACCCACAGGUGUAGGACCAAUUCAGCAAAUUAUUACCCCUCAGGGUCAGAUCCUGCAGCUGGUCCGUACUGCCAACAGACCUCAAUACAUCAUUCAGCCGCAGCAGCAAAUGGUGUUGCAGCAGCAAGUCCUGCCGCAGAUGCAGCCUGGUGGUGUGCAGGCCCCCAUCAUACAGCAGGUGUUGAAGCCUCUUCAGGGAGGUAUUCCUCAGCAGGCCGGUGUCAUCAAACAACCACAGCAGAUCGUCCUCACAGGAAACAAAGUACAGCAGAACACUCAGGUGUCAAUGAAGUGCUUGGUCUGGCCAUCCUUCCAACUGUUUAUUUAUUCCUGAAGCUCAGGCAGCGUCAUAUUUUGGGGGAUGAAACCGAACUGUGCUCUUAUGAAAGAAGUGCUCCUUUCAGUCUGUUUUCUGCUGAGGAGAAUUUCAUCACAUACUGCUGUUGCUGUUCCAACAGCAUGAUCCAUUUUGUGCAUUGUGGAGCUUUACUGGAUUUUGUAUUUGACCCUCCAUAUUUUGUUUUAUAAUGUUUGGUCUGACUUUUUAAACUGUGCCUUCACACAGUCUGUGACAUGAUAGAUUUUGUUUGUGUGCGUGUGUGUGUGUGUGUGUGUGUGUGUGUUUGUUCCAUUCAGAGUAUUGACAUUUUUCAAAUAUGUUCAUGCUAAAGAUUGUUCAACUAAAUGGGACAUCUCGUCACCUUGGACAAGUGUUGCUUUAUUUUUGAGGGAAGUAUUUUGAAAAGUUUUAGUGUAGUUCACUAUUAUGCUCCUUGUUUUUGUGCCUUCCAAAUUUAUUGUAGAUAUCAGGUCUUUGCCUAAAAAUGGAGAGCCUUUUAACAAUAAAUCCUACAAACUUUACAUUUCGCCUUUUAUUUUAAUGGCAAGUAAACCAAUACUUGUGAAAUACUGUCUGGAUUAAGUGAGGGAAAUUAUUAAUUCAUGGAUUAAUAUACUGUUUUACCAAUCAAACUGCUCUGUCUCUGAUUUUUAUCUCUAUGAAGGCUGUUAUGUAAGUAGAGUUCUUUUAAUAUUUUGUUGAAUCAUUGAAGUUUUUUUUUUUUUUUUUUUUUUUUUUGCAUUGGCAUUUGCAUUUGCUGAACUGUUAAUAAAGCACUUUUAGAUUGGCUAUUAUUCUUG